AACCAUAUUGUUUCUUUCUUUUUCCAUCUCAUUUCUUGUUUUGCUUUUUUCUGUUUUCAUACAGAGAAAGAAGAAGAAGAAAAAAAAAUGGCUACACUAAUUUUACCUCCAAUUCCUCCUUCUCCUAGAGAUGAUGCCAUGCAACUUUACCGUGCUUUUAAAGGAUUUGGGUGUGACACAACUGCUGUGAUCAAUAUUCUUGCUCAUCGAGACGCUACACAGCGUGCCUACCUCCAACAAGAAUACAAAGCAACAUAUUCUGAGGAGCUAUCGAAACGCUUAAUUUCAGAGCUGAAAGGAAAAUUAGAGACUGCAGUUCUACUUUGGUUGCCUGACCCUGCCGCACGUGAUGCAGAAAUCAUUAGGAAGUCGCUAGUUGUGGACAGAAACCUUGAAGCUGCCACCGAAGUAAUUUGUUCACGUACUCCGUCCCAACUUCAAUAUCUAAAACAGUUAUACCAUUCAAAGUUUGGCGUUUAUCUCGAGCAUGAAAUUGAAUUAAACACAUCCGGGGAUCAUCAAAAGAUCUUGCUUAGGUAUUUAACCACCCCUCGCCACGAAGGCCUCGAGGUUAAUAGAGAAAUUGCACAGAAGGAUGCAAAGGUUCUGUACAAAGCGGGGGAAAAGAAACUGGGAACCGAUGAAAAGACAUUUGUCCAAAUAUUCAGUGAAAGGAGCAGCGCGCAUUUGGCUGCCGUCAGUUCAUAUUAUCAUGACAUGUAUGGUCACUCAUUGAAAAAGGCAGUAAAGAAUGAAGCAUCCGGGAAUUUCGGUCUCGCACUUUUGACAAUAACUGAAUGCGCUACUAAUCCAGCAAAGUAUUUUGCAAAGGUGUUGUAUAAGGCGAUGAAAGGUAUGGGGACUAAUGAUAGCACACUCAUAAGGGUCAUUGUAACAAGGACUGAGAUUGAUAUGCAGUAUAUCAAAGCUGAAUAUGCAAAGAAAUACAAGAAGACACUGAAUGAUGCAGUUCACUCUGAAACAUCAGGCAACUACAGGGAUUUUCUUCUCGCACUUUUGGGUCCGAAUCACUAGUCAAAGAUGUUCAAUCAUGUUUUCAAACUAUGAUGUUUAAAUGUUUAAAAUUUGGUAGUUUGCUGUGGUUUGUAAGCAUUAUCACAAACUUGCAUUUGAGUUUCAAUUAGGGACUUACGUAUUUCUUGGUUGUGAACAUAAUCAUUUGAUUGUUUCACUUUAUAUAGUAUUUCAAAGGCCUUUGUGGCCAUUUCAUUUCUGAGUAUAA
Molecule: messenger RNA, 1243 nt
Organism: Medicago truncatula (barrel medic)
Lineage: Eukaryota; Viridiplantae; Streptophyta; Magnoliopsida; Fabales; Fabaceae
Product: annexin D5
Exons: 6
Coding region: 88-1035 (315 amino acids)
Biological process (GO): response to cold; response to salt stress; response to heat
Cellular component (GO): cytoplasm; plasma membrane
Molecular function (GO): calcium ion binding; phosphatidylserine binding; calcium-dependent phospholipid binding
Source: RefSeq, a predicted model, not a curated record